Molecule: messenger RNA, 1468 nt
Organism: Dunckerocampus dactyliophorus (ringed pipefish)
Lineage: Eukaryota; Metazoa; Chordata; Actinopteri; Syngnathiformes; Syngnathidae
Product: enkurin-like
Exons: 5
Coding region: 320-1033 (237 amino acids)
Cellular component (GO): acrosomal vesicle
Molecular function (GO): calmodulin binding
Source: RefSeq, a predicted model, not a curated record
UGGUAAAUGAGUAAUAGUUUGCCAACACAGACAACUUAACUACGUGACUUUGUUGCGCGAUCAAGUGGAGUGACGUAAUUAUUAGCCGAGACAAGAACUGUCCCCUUAAUACACCGUGGAACAUGACCACGUCACGUGAUUGGCUACUGGGAGAUUUGAACGUAUACAGAGCAGCUCGCUUUUAUACACAGACAUAUCACAAUGCGUCGUCAAUUGUUAUUUGAAGCUUUUUCAAGCAUGCAGUGCUCAACAAGACUCGGACCGGAACCGAGGAGCUUGCUCGAUCGCCUGCUGACCGGAGUCGGGUCAUCUCGUUGAGAUGUCCUCGAAGUUGGACCCUCAAGAGACCAUUCCCAAUUUCAUUCAAAAGAGUGCCGUCAUCGAGAGGCCUCAAAGGUAUGUUUCCAACGCUCUGGUGAUGAAAACGACGGGGCCGACCGUCGUGGAGACGCCGCAUUCAGCCAACUACGUGAAAAAGCUCUCCAAAGAGUCCAAGCUACCUGAGAUCAAACAGCAUGUGAGGAAUGUGUACUGUACCUGCGCGACAAAGAAACCCAUGAUCUCAGCGGGGGCUUUCCUGCUGCCUGCCGGCCUCCCUGCCAAGCGGAUGUUUACAGCCACGCCAAAGGUGUCCAAACCCCCCCUGUGUGUUGUUGACACCAACAAGGGACACAAGGAGUACCCUAAUAAAUUCUCAGGACUCGUCCCCGUGUACGUUAAGAAAAAGGAUUAUGGAGAGGUACCCGCGUACCUGCUGCGACGCAAGGGGAAGCUUCCGAAGGAGGGCGUUCAUGAAAAGAGGCUGGAGGAGUCUGAGAUAGAAAUAGAAAUAGAAAACCUCACAGACGAGGAGUGUCGUGAAAUCAUCGAGGACCUGAAGAAGAAGUGCAUGAGGCUGAACAUGGCCUACCAGCGCCUCCCGUUUGUCAUCGACACCCCGUCGCUGAAGAUGCGUAAGACGCGACUGGAGGGCGACCUGCAACAGCUGGAGAAUGACCUCAAACUCCUUGAAACGUUGGUGUCCAACAAGUAGCAGAUGUGCCAGCGGGGUCAUCGUCUCCAAAACAAGCACAUCAAAGUCAGUGGCAGGCGGGCCCAGCCUGUGCGGGACACCGUAUCGCCCUCCCCGCUGGGAUCCUCUGUCAGUAUGAUGAACGAUUGACGUCACUAAACACAUUGUUUGAUAUGACGUCACCUCAGCUCCAAUCCUCACCUUGACUUUGCACUCAGCCUAUCAACAUGACUCUGACUGAUCUGACGUCCUCCCAACCUGCACAGAUCUUUAUAGGGAUCUUCUCAUCCAUCUAGUCCAUGUCUUCUAGUCCGUGUGACAUCCUCCGGACCUGCAGAGAUCUUUAUAGGGAUCUUCUCGUCCAUCUAGUCCAUGUCUUCUAGUCCGUGUGUGUUUUCAAAUUGUUAUUGGCAGGUAAAAUGGACAUUCCAUGGUUGUAAUUGUUACGUCAUUGAG